AUGCCUGAUGAGCGAGAUUUACUUGAAAAUGAAUCAUGGUUAUGCGAUCUUGUGUUUUUAAUAGAUAUUACACAGCACCUCAACAUACUUAACCGGAAGCUGCAAGGGAAGGACUGUUCGUUACCAAUAAUGUUCAAUUUGGUUUAUGGAUUUAAAGCGAAACUCUCCCUUUUUUUGACAAAUUUGACUAGAAAUAAUAUCGAUCAUUUUCCUACGCUUGUAGAUAUAAGAGGAAAACUAGAAAAUACUUCACCUGACAUCUCGAAAUAUCAAACACAAAUUCAAUUAUUGUUGCAGUCUUUUGAGAACAGAUUUCAGGAUUUUGAGAAGGACAAAAAUAAUAUUUUGUUUUUCAUGAACCCAUUUUCAAUCACUUUUAGUGAAAUACAAAAAUAUUCAUGCAAUAUCCAGUUGGAAAUCACAGAAAUUCAAAACCACGUUUCCUUGAAGCAGAUAUUUACCGAAAUUGUAUCAUCACAACCACAACUGCAGUCUUCAGAAAAUUUAUUAAAAUUUUGUAAAUUAGUACCAAAAGAAGACUUUCCUGCAACGUGUGAUCUUGCCUUGCAGAUUUCAAGCAGAUUUGGAUAA
Molecule: messenger RNA, 591 nt
Organism: Sipha flava (yellow sugarcane aphid)
Lineage: Eukaryota; Metazoa; Arthropoda; Insecta; Hemiptera; Aphididae
Product: general transcription factor II-I repeat domain-containing protein 2-like
Exons: 1
Coding region: 1-591 (196 amino acids)
Source: RefSeq, a predicted model, not a curated record